Molecule: messenger RNA, 1419 nt
Organism: Aspergillus puulaauensis
Lineage: Eukaryota; Fungi; Ascomycota; Eurotiomycetes; Eurotiales; Aspergillaceae
Product: kynurenine--oxoglutarate transaminase
Exons: 9
Coding region: 1-1419 (472 amino acids)
Biological process (GO): biosynthetic process
Cellular component (GO): cytoplasm; mitochondrion
Molecular function (GO): pyridoxal phosphate binding; L-kynurenine:2-oxoglutarate transaminase activity
Source: RefSeq, a predicted model, not a curated record
AUGCUCCCGGGCUCUCGACCUUCUAUUGCGCUGCUUGCCAAAUCCUCAAACUCACUGAGCUCCCUCUCCUGCUACUCCAGGUCAAGGCUCACACCCCGCACUUCACGUUCCUCAGUCGGAGUUAGAGCGAUGUCGGCGACCACAGCUCGUUCAGACCCGUUCCGUCCUGCGCAAAGGGUCGCAGGUCAGCGACAAGAUGUUUGGUCUAUCGUCAAUGAAGCUGCUGCUGCCUCUCCCGUCCAACCCAUCGUAAACAUGGGACAAGGCUUCUUUGGCUACAACCCACCGAAGUUCGCCCUGGAUGCCGCAAAGGCUGCCCUCGAUCGAGUUGAAUGCAAUCAAUACUCCCCGACUAAGGGUCGCCCGCGCCUGAAGAAGGCUCUCGCCGACGCAUACUCGCCAUUUUUUGAUCGCCAGCUGAACCCGGAUACCGAAGUCACGAUCACCACUGGCGCAAACGAGGGAAUGUUGAGCGCUUUCAUGGGAUUCAUCGAGCAAGGAGAUGAGGUUAUUAUUUUCGAGCCCUUCUUUGACCAGUAUAUUAGCAAUAUCGAGAUGCCUGGCGGUACUAUCCGAUAUGUUCCCCUUCAUCCUCCAAAGGAUGGCGCUACCAGAACAUCGCCUGCGUCUGAAUGGAGCAUUAACUUUGAUGAACUGGAGAAGACAAUAAACUCCAAGACUAGAAUGAUUGUUCUGAACUCACCCCACAACCCCGUUGGAAAGGUUCUCUCUCGCGACGAACUGGAGCGCAUUGGUGACCUCGCCGUCAAACACAACCUUAUCAUCCUCUCCGAUGAGGUUUACGACCGUCUUUUCUACGUUCCGUUCACCAGAAUCGCCACGAUUAAACCAGAAUUCUAUGAGCGUACGCUCACGGUGGGCUCCGCUGGAAAGGCCUUCUACGCCACGGGCUGGCGUGUGGGCUAUCUGAUCGGUCCUGAACAUCUGAUCAAGUACGUUGCCGGUGCACACACUCGCAUCUGCUACAGCAGUGUGUCACCCCUGCAAGAGGCAGCCGCCGUUGCCUUUGAGGAGGCAGAUAAGGAAGGAUUCUGGGACGAGAGCCGAACAGAAAUGCAGAACAAGGUUAAGCGUUUCUGUGAAGUCUUCGAUGAGUUGAACAUCCCUUACUCGGACCCCGAAGGUGGUUACUUCGUUCUUGCGAACAUGGCCUCUGUCAAACUCCCAGAGGAUUACCCAUUCCCUCCUCAUGUCGCGAGCCGGCCCCGCGACUUUAAGCUCUGCUGGUUCCUGAUCCACGAAGUUGGUGUGGCUGCUAUCCCCCCGACAGAGUUCUAUACCGAUGCAAACGCGCAUAUCGCUGAGGAUUAUCUCCGUUUCGCCGUUUGCAAAGAGGACAACAUCCUGGAAACUGCCAAGGAGAGACUCCGCGGCUUGAAGAAGUACAUUGUACGGUGA